Drosophila rhopaloa is the source of this 1927-nucleotide messenger RNA. RefSeq names its product serine/threonine-protein kinase pelle (gene pll). The record is from RefSeq and is a predicted model, not a curated record. The coding region runs from base 201 to 1706 and encodes 501 amino acids. Gene Ontology annotation, biological process: protein phosphorylation; signal transduction. The transcript is spliced from 3 exons. Gene Ontology annotation, molecular function: protein kinase activity; protein binding; ATP binding. NCBI's taxonomy places the organism in Eukaryota, Metazoa, Arthropoda, Insecta, Diptera, Drosophilidae.
AAGCCACUGCUAACCAACUAUUACUCCGCUGUUCACCCCACUGUUAACCAGUUCGCCUGUUUUGAUGUGUUGGGAUUUUACCCAAUCAGAUUUUUGUUUUACUGCUUUUACCGCUUUCCCCCGGGUUCGCCAGCAUCCGGAGACGGUGAACCAGACCGCAUGAAUCAGUCACGACCAGUUGGAUCGCAAACUAAAAAAAUAUGAGUGGCGCCGAGACAACAGAAGCCGAAGCACAGGCCCAAAAUCAGGCGAAUGGAAACAGGACCAGGUCGCGAUCCCACUUGGAUAACACAAUUGCCAUCCGAUUGAUGCCGCUGCCAGUGCGCAACCAAGUAUGUGCCCACCUGGACGCCCUGGAUGUGUGGAAACAGUUGGCAACAGCUGCAAAUCUUUAUCCGGACCAAGUGGAGCAGAUCAACACCCAGAGGCAGCGAGGUCGCUCCGCCUCCAAUGAAUUCCUCAACAUUUGGGGCGGUCAGUACAAUCACACGGUUCAAACAUUGUUUGCUUUGUUUAAAAAAUUGAAACUCCACAAUGCCAUGCGGAUAAUUAAAGACUAUGUGAGCGAGGAUCUGCACAGGUAUAUUCCCAGGAGCGUGCCCACUAUCAGCGAUCUGCGAGCACCGGUCGAUCCCAGUGCCAGGGUGGACAAUGGCCCACCAUUUCCCUCCUCCUCGGGCGUCAGCAACUCGAACAACAAUCGCACUAGCAGCAAGGCAGAGGAAAUCCCCAGCCUGGAGUCCCUCGGCAACAUCCACAUCAGCACGGUUGAACGGGCCGCCGAGUCCCUGCUAAAGAUCGAUUAUUCGGAGUUGGAGAUGGCCACGGAUAGAUGGUGUCCAGAAAAUCGUCUGGGGCAGGGCGGUUUCGGCGACGUGUACCGUGGAGAGUGGAAACAGCUGGAUGUGGCCAUCAAGGUGAUGAACUACAGCAAUCCCAACAUGGACCAGAAACAGGUGGAGCUGCAGCAGAGCUACAACGAGCUCAAGUAUCUGAACAGUAUCCGGCACGACAAUAUUUUGGCCCUAUACGGCUAUAGCAUCAAUGGGGAGAAGCCCUGCCUCGUUUACCAGCUUAUGAAGGGUGGCUCCCUGGAGAGCCGCCUGAGGGCGCACAAAUCGCAGCCUCCUCUUCCAGCUCUUACCUGGCAUCAGCGGUUUAGCAUCAGCGUUGGCACAGCCAGGGGCAUUUACUUUCUGCACACGGCACGGAACAUUCCUCUCAUCCAUGGCGACAUAAAGCCGGCUAACAUCCUGCUGGAUCAGUGCCUGCAGCCCAAGAUUGGCGAUUUUGGGCUGGUCCGCGAGGGUCCCAAGUCCAUUAACGCUGUCAUGCAAGUAAAGAAGAAGUUCGGGACCAGGGUCUAUCUGCCGCCAGAGUUCCGUAACUCAAACCAGCUCAGCACCGGCGUGGACGUCUAUAGCUAUGGCAUUGUGCUGUUGGAAGUGUUUACCGGACGCCAGGUGACGGACCGCCUGCCCAAGAACGAUCUGAAGCAGGACCUACUGGUGUACGUCAAGCAGCAUUCGAAGCAUAACCGGGUGGAGCUGCUGGACAAGCACGUUGCCACACCGAUGGGCGAGGAACUGGACAUGUGCAUGUGCGCCAUCGAUGUUGGAGUGAACUGCACUGCCCAGGAUCCGCAGGAUCGACUAUCAAUGGAAGAUGUCCUCGACCGUUUUAGGCCAUUCCGCAAUUAUUAUUAAAUAGUUUUCGUUUUUUUUAAUUUUUUCUUUUUUAAUGACGAACUUUUAAAGCUUGAUUUUAGCCAUCAAUCGCAAUGGUUAUGCAUUCCGUAUUUGAAAAAAAACAUUGAAGACUUAUUGUUAUACAAAUAAUCUAAAUGCUUAAGUGAUAUUUUAUUGAAACUUUGUAUACUUAGUUGUUAUUGUCAUAUUUUAUUAACAUCGAAAAAAUCAGUUUUGUA